AUGGCUGCAGAGACAUACUCGGGCGUCGCAGCCAUCAUCCGCAACCUCGCCCGCCAACACGAUCCCGCCAGAGACCCCAGCUUCAGUGCCCAAGUCUCCGCAAACGGCGCCAAAACCGCCGCAAAUGCAAUCGCCCUGCCUGGUCCCGAGAGCGAAGAAAAGACACAAUUAGAACAAGAGCUGUCGGCUCUGUGCAGCCGCAUAGACUUUCUUGAGCACAAGUGCAGCCAUGCCGCUGCCAAAUCAGGCCAAUUUCCUCUGACGCCCGCACAAGAGUCCCCCGACGAUGGCGUCCUAUACACUCCUGCCGGUGCCAUUCGCAACAACAGUGCCCCACCUGGUCAGGCUCGUCGGGGCUCAAACAAGGAGCGCGCCAUCUGGGUGUCCAACUGGCUCGCUGCAAAGGAAACAAAUGGCGGCCCCGAGGAGCCUGCCGCCGCCCUCACUGAAGAGCAACUGAAUUAUCUACGCGUACACUUGAACCAGCAGGCCGACCAGAUUAGGAACCAGCGCGAACACAUCGACAACCUGAGCCGGGAAGUGAACAAGCAACUGACAACACAGAGCAUGGUGUUCGAACAUGGCAUCGAGGACAUUGGCGCACUGAAACGAGAACUCGGCAAGCACCAGCAAGCCAACCUGGCUUUCCAGAAAGCACUGCGGGAGAUUGGCGCCAUCGUCACGGCUGUCGCCAUGGGAGAUCUGAGCAAAAAGGUUCUCAUCCAUGCAAAGGAAAUGGACCCUGAAAUCACUCUCUUCAAGCGCACAAUCAACACCAUGGUGGACCAGCUGCAAGAAUUCGCCAGUCAAGUCACAUUCCUCGCUCGAGAGGUCGGUACUGAAGGCAGAUUGGGCGGUCAGGCAAACUUACCAGGAGUUGCUGGUAUUUGGGCUGAGCUGACGGAUAGUGUCAACAUGAUGGCCAAUAAUCUCACCGAGCAGGUGCGAGAGAUCGCCGUAGUGACGACUGCUGUCGCUCAUGGCGAUCUAAGCCGCAAAAUUGAGCGACCGGCCCGAGGAGAGAUCCUGCAAUUACAGCAGACCAUCAACACCAUGGUGGAUCAACUGCAGUCAUUUGCAACUGAAGUCACAAAGGUCGCUAGGGACGUCGGCACCGAGGGCAAGCUCGGUGGACAGGCUGAGAUUGCCGGUGUCAAGGGCAUGUGGAAUGAACUCACUGUAAACGUCAACGCCAUGGCACAAAACCUCACUACCCAGGUGCGAGACAUUGCUCAGGUCACCACGGCUGUCGCCCAAGGCAACCUUACGCGCAAGGUCGAAGCCCAGUGCAAGGGUGAAAUUCUCGAACUCAAGAACACAAUCAAUCGCAUGGUGGACCAACUGCAGCAGUUUGCACACGAAGUCACCAAGAUUGCAAGAGAGGUCGGAUCCGAGGGUCGCCUCGGUGGACAAGCCACUGUGCAUGGGGUUGAGGGUACCUGGAAAGACCUCACCGAGAAUGUGAACGGUAUGGCGAUGAAUCUGACAACCCAAGUGCGAGAAAUCGCAGAGGUCACGACGGCUGUCGCUCGAGGAGAUCUUAGCAGAAAGGUCAAGGCCGAGGUACAGGGCGAGAUUCUUUCUCUGAAGAUCACCAUCAACACCAUGGUGGACCGCCUGAAUACUUUUGCCCAAGAAGUCAGCAAGGUCGCUCGUGAAGUCGGAACUGACGGAAUCCUCGGUGGCCAAGCCCAAGUCGACAACGUCGAAGGCAAAUGGAAGGACCUGACAAACAACGUCAACACUAUGGCCCAGAAUCUCACAUUACAAGUGCGUAGUAUCUCCGAGGUCACGCAAGCCAUUGCCAAGGGAGACAUGAGCCGAAGAGUACACGUUGAUGCCGAGGGUGAAAUCCGGUUACUCAAAGACACCGUCAACGACAUGGUUAUGAGACUCGACGAAUGGUCUCUUGCUGUGAAGCGUGUAGCCCGCGAUGUGGGUGUAGACGGCAAGAUGGGUGGUCAAGCCGAUGUGCGAGACAUUGACGGACGCUGGAAAGAGAUCACCACGGACGUCAACACCAUGGCUCAAAAUCUUACAUCGCAGGUGCGCGCUUUCGGUGACAUCACCAACGCUGCAAUGGAGGGCAAGUUCACUCAAAUCACCGUCGAGGCUUCUGGUGAAAUGGAUGAGCUGAAGAGAAAGAUCAACCAGAUGGUGUCUAGUUUGCGAGAGAGUAUCCAAAGGAACACGGCUGCUAGGGAAGCCGCUGAGUUGGCCAACAAGACAAAGUCAGAAUUCCUGGCCAACAUGUCGCACGAGAUCCGAACGCCCAUGAACGGUAUCAUUGGUAUGACGCAGCUUACGCUAGACACCGACCUUACCCACGCACAACGAGAAAUGUUGACUAUCGUACACAACCUCGCUGGUCAGCUACUCACCAUCAUCGACGACAUACUGGAUAUCUCGAAGAUUGAAGCCAACCGAAUGGUUAUGGAGGAGAUUCCAUUCUCCAUGCGCGGCACCAUAUUCAAUGCUCUCAAGUCUCUGGCGUCGAGGGCCAACGAGCGAAAGCUGAACCUUGCUUAUGAUGUUUCGUACACUGUACCCGACUAUGUUGUGGGUGAUUCUUUCAGGUUAAGGCAGAUUAUUCUCAACCUUGUCGGUAACGCCAUCAAGUUUACUGAGCAUGGAGAGGUCAAGGUCGCCAUAUCGAUGGCGGAGGAGCAAGACUGCGGACCCGACCACUACGUUUUCCAGUUUGCGGUCUCUGACACUGGUAUUGGAAUUCGUGGCGAUAAGCUCAACCUCAUUUUCGAUACGUUCCAGCAAGCAGAUGGCUCAACUACGAGGAAGUUUGGUGGUACUGGUCUUGGACUGUCUAUCUCGAAGCGUCUCGUCACUCUUAUGGGUGGUCGCAUGUGGGUCGAGUCCGACUUUGGAAAGGGUAGUGUGUUCUACUUCACAUGCAGGGUCCGUCUCGGCAAGCCAGAGAUUACCGCUAUCCAGCCCCAACUUGUCGCAUACAAGCAACACACGGUGCUGUUUGUCGACCAAGGCAACACUGGUUUCUCGGACCAGAUCAUUGAGCACUUGAAGGCCCUGGAUCUCGUACCCAUGGUCGUCAACUCGGUUGAAGAGGUGCCUGAGACUACAAAGAGAGCCGACAUGCCUUACGACUGCGUUAUUGUCGACAAUGAUAAGACGGCACGAGAGCUCAGGAUUGCCGAGCGCUUCAAGUACAUUCCUCUUGUCAUGCUGACGCCACAUGUCUGCAUCAGCCUUCGAUCUGCACUGGAAAACGGUAUCUCGAGCUACAUGACGACACCUUGCCUGCCAAUCGAUUUGGGCAACGCACUCAUUCCAGCACUGGAUGGCCGUGCCGCACCUCUUGUUUCUGACCAUUCCAAGUCAUUCCAGAUUCUGCUGGCCGAAGACAAUGCUGUCAACCAGAAACUUGCUGUCCGAAUCUUGGAGAAGUACCACCACAGGGUCACUGUGGCCAACAACGGUCUCGAGGCCUUUGAGCACAUCCAGAAGAAGCGCUACGACUGCGUACUUAUGGAUGUGCAAAUGCCGGUCAUGGGUGGCUUUGAGGCCACGGCUAAGAUUCGUGAAUGGGAACGCGAGAACGGUAUCCCGUCUACACCAGUCAUUGCACUCACGGCACACGCAAUGGUUGGCGAUCGCGAGAAAUGUCUUGCAGCGCAGAUGGAUGACUAUCUCUCCAAACCCCUUCGUCAAAACCAACUUAUCCAGACCAUUCUCCGUUGUGCCACUGUUGGAAGCACAAUCUACGAUCACACAAGUGAGCCACGGUAUACGGCGUCAUCACACAUCCCCAACCUUGACCUGCCAGGAAACAGCAAAGACAAGGCGCCUACAGGAGCGGCGUCGGCGUCGACAACAAGCCCCAAGAAGCGACCGCAACUCGAAGCGCGAGGCUUCACGGACCGUGGCGGAGGCGCUGAUAGCCCCAACCUGUUGGCGGUGGAUCAGACGGAUAAUGGCAGUGUCGAGAGAGUACGUUCCUUGUCCGCUAGUUUGUGA
Bipolaris victoriae FI3 is the source of this 3990-nucleotide messenger RNA. RefSeq lists its product as hypothetical. Bases 1 to 3990 code for a protein of 1329 amino acids. Gene Ontology annotation, biological process: cellular hyperosmotic response; phosphorylation; phosphorelay signal transduction system. The record is from RefSeq and is a predicted model, not a curated record. Gene Ontology annotation, molecular function: phosphorelay sensor kinase activity. Lineage: Eukaryota; Fungi; Ascomycota; Dothideomycetes; Pleosporales; Pleosporaceae. The transcript is spliced from 6 exons. Gene Ontology annotation, cellular component: membrane.